Molecule: messenger RNA, 1554 nt
Organism: Sabethes cyaneus
Lineage: Eukaryota; Metazoa; Arthropoda; Insecta; Diptera; Culicidae
Exons: 2
Coding region: 1-1554 (517 amino acids)
Source: RefSeq, a predicted model, not a curated record
AUGCGGGAAAUAAUCACGGCAAACGGAUCACCCACGGAAAAGAUUGCCAAGUGGUUGGUAACCGAGUUCCAAAGAAUGCCUAUAAAAUUCCCGAGCCGCUCUGGCAGUAGUACACGAGAAUUCGCCCAGUACCUAAAAACAUCGGGAGAACUAGCAGAAGACGACAUAAUGGUCUCUUUCGAUGUUACGGCCUUAUUCCCAAGCGUCCCCGUGAAAGAAUCGAUAAGCCUCUUGGAAGACUGGCUAUUGAAACAGCAUGAGGAUAACGCAUGGAGAAAAAAGGUGGGAGGAUAUUUGAAGCUGACCCGUUUGUGUAUGGAGGAGAAUUACUUUACAUUCAGGGACAGUUAUUACAAACAGCUAAAAGGUGCACCAAUGGGCAAUCCUUUAUCACCGUUUCUGUGCGACGACAUUUUUAGCAUCAUCAAAAAAGGAGAGCUGGAAACCAUUCUAGCAGCCAUGAACGGUACACACAGGAACAUACACUUCACAUAUGAACUAGAGAAAGACGGAAAACUUCCCUUUUUGGACAUCAUAAUAAUAAGACAAAUUGAAAGCACAGAAACAGAAAUUGAAAUCUAUAGAAAACCAACGAACACCAAACGAGUUAUACCUAGCUCAUCUAACCACUCGCACCAACACAAAAUGGCAGCUUUCCAUCACAUGACACAUAGGAUGGAAACAUUACCGUUAAGUGAGCUAGGGAAACAAAAAGAACUAGCACACAUUCUUGAAAUAGCGAAACUGAACGGAUACAAAGAAACAACAAUCCAGAACAUGAUUUCCAAAAAAAGAAGAGACGAAUACAAAAAAUCACUAACAACACUUACACCAAUCACACCAGAACUCAAGAGAGUGGCAGUAGAAUACGACGGAAACAUUACACGCCCUCUCCGUCAGAAAAUGAGAAAGUUUGGAAUUGAUCUAGUCUACACGAGCCGAAACAACCAGCUCAAAAAUAAGUUGGGAUCAACUAAGGACCCGAUUGAAGAACAAAGAAAAUCCGGGGUGUAUGAAAUCAGUUGCCCACAAUGCGAGAAGGUGUACAUCGGUCAGACUAGAAGGAAUCUGGAAACACGAACAAAAGAACACUUGGCAGAGGUAACAAAAGCAUCAAGAGAUGCCGAGAAAGGUCUGACACAUCAUUUUAGAUCUAAAGUGGCUGAGCACGUCAACGACAACCAUCCGCUGACCAUUGACAACGCAAAAACACGUGGGAGCAUUCGACACGUGUACGUACCUAAACCAAAACCAGGAGACCGUGCCUCUUCUCUGACCAGUCAAACGUCAGCCCCGCACCGUUGGGUGAAAGGCGAAGGAAGCCAGCUGAGGGGGUGGCCCAAGCCCAGAUGUUCCCGGUCGCUGGCUGGCUGGGUAGGUACGCCACAUUUCGAAUCCUUUCUCGUUUUAGACAGGCAAGAUUACAUAAUCAUGGCGGAAGGCAAAGAUGACGACGGCGGCGAUGGUGUUAGUCCGUUCGCUCCAUUUCUCGGUGGCAGGUUGCUGCUGCUGCUGUUGCCGCCGCCGCCAGGAGAACCGGUAUUCACUAAUUAA